AUGGCGCCCUCUCCAGCGCCGCAGUCCACUCCGGACACCACCAACCCACGGCCUCCCGCCACCCCGUCCAUGCUCAAGGGCGCAUCCCUCCUCAUCAUCCUGCAGCUCGCCUCGCGCCUCGUCACCUUUGUCGCCAACCAGCUCCUGCUGCGCUUCCUCACCGCGCCGCUGCUGGGCCUGUCGACACAGCUUGAGGUGUACUACCUGUCGGUGCUGUUCUUUGCGCGCGAGAGCCUGCGCGUGGCGAUCCAGCGACAGGGCGCGGGGGGGGAGGACAAGGAUGGCGAUGAUGGCGCUGCGGCGGCGCGCAAGGAGAGCCAGGCUGUCGUCAACCUGGGAUAUCUCGCCAUUGCCCUCGGGAGCGUCGUCAGUUUAGGCCUCGGCUGGAUGUACCUCACCUACGCCACCGAGACAACUCUCACCACGCCCUAUCUCGUGCACUCGCUGUACCUCUACGGCCUCGCCGCCAUGGUGGAGCUGCUCUCGGAACCCUGCUUCGUGCUCAUGACGAUGCGCCUGCAGUUCGGCACCCGCGCCGCCGCCGAGUCCAUCGCCACGUUCCUCCGCUGCCUCGUCGUCUUUGGCUCCGCCGUGUGGGCGUCCAAGCAGCAGCUAGACCUCGGUGUGCUGCCCUUUGCGCUCGGCCAGAUGACGUACGGCGGCGCGCUGCUCGUCGUCUACCUCGUUUCUGGAUACCGCCUGGCCUCGUCCAUGGGCUUCUCCAUCUUCCCCAAGCCCGUUGCAGCGACAGCGGACGUGCGCUUCUGGGGAGCGUACUUUGACCGACCGACUAUGAGUCUGGCGGGAAGCAUGAUGGCCCAGAGCGUGGUGAAGCACCUCCUGACGCAGGGCGACACCUUUCUCGUCUCCCUCCUCGCCAGCGCCGAAGUCCAGGGCGCGUACGCCUUGGCCAACAACUACGGUGGACUUUUGGCCCGUCUGCUCUUCCAGCCCGUCGAGGAGAGCAGUCGAAGCUACUUCUCGCGACUUCUGUCGUCGCCCGAAGCACGCGCGCCCAUUCCAGCAGGCGACAAAUCACCUGCAAAGCCUUCACCGGCCGUGACCGAGGCCAAGACCAACCUCCACAUACUCCUCCGGCUAUAUAUCCUCCUUUCCACCGUUGUCGUCAGCAUUGGCCCCUUUGUCGCCCCUCAUCUGCUUGCGAUUGUGGCCGGAAAGCGCUGGAUUGACUCUGGCGCGGGUGACGUCCUAAAAGCGUACUGCUUCUACAUCCCCUUCCUCGCUCUCAACGGCCUGACCGAGUCAUUCGUGGCAUCAGUCGCUACAGAAGCAGAGGUUCACAAGCAAUCGGGCUGGAUGACGGCCUUUUCCGCCGUCUUUGCUACGUCGGCGUUUGUCUUUAUGAGCAUCUUCCCGCUAGGCGCCAUCGGACUGGUAGUUGCCAACAUGAUCAACAUGUUCUGCCGAAUCGUGUGGAGCGGCGUCUUCAUCAACCGAUUCUUCACCCGUCAUGGAGCCGACUUUGGCUUCUUGCCGUUCUUGGCCAACGGUACUACGGGUGCGGUGGCUUCGCUGGCCGCCGUGCUUCUUCACCAGCUCAAGUCUCCAGACACAAACGACGGACCGAUCAAAUCUCUCAUCAAAGUUGCCGCAACGACAAUUCCUGUGUUGCUUCUUAUGUACGUAUUACAAACCCGAAAACAGAAUCCCGCAGCUCUAACCGCUUCGUAA
Molecule: messenger RNA, 1692 nt
Organism: Ilyonectria robusta
Lineage: Eukaryota; Fungi; Ascomycota; Sordariomycetes; Hypocreales; Nectriaceae
Product: Rft protein-domain-containing protein
Exons: 1
Coding region: 1-1692 (563 amino acids)
Biological process (GO): dolichol-linked oligosaccharide biosynthetic process; glycolipid translocation
Cellular component (GO): endoplasmic reticulum membrane
Source: RefSeq, a predicted model, not a curated record